Perca fluviatilis (European perch) is the source of this 4238-nucleotide messenger RNA. It is a transcript of the gene tnxba, whose product is annotated as tenascin XBa. NCBI's taxonomy places the organism in Eukaryota, Metazoa, Chordata, Actinopteri, Perciformes, Percidae. Bases 249 to 3854 code for a protein of 1201 amino acids. The record is from RefSeq and is a predicted model, not a curated record. The transcript has 15 exons. Gene Ontology annotation, molecular function: protein binding.
GUCCUUUCUCUCACCUCUUUCCUCCCAGAUCAUAUCCAGCAAGUCUGUGUGAGCUUUUCCAGUCAGAUGGAGGGAGCAACACAAAGGAAGAGAUAAAGCCAAGAGCUAAGUCAUUAUUCUGGAGAGACCUGACAUACUCCCCUUUACAAGUGGUCACAGAAAUAAAGAGUAAAGAGUUCAUAAUUUGACAGUAACAUACAUACAGAUCCAAAGGCAAUACCAUCUCUGGCUACUGCUGCUGGCUCAAAAUGCUGUUUAUUCUAGGACUUCUCCUCCUUCUCACCCCAUGUCCCUCCUUUCAAUCCCCAACCAAUGAGAGGAGAAACUCCACAGGAAGCGACGCCACCAAACCGAAUCCCGUUUUCACCCUGUUAAAACCAAAAACCACUGCUACUCUCGCCAAACAGACCGUUCGCCCAACCCUAAAGCCAAACACAGUCAAUCAGACCGUUUUCUCCACUCCAGCAGUAAAGGUUUCUACAGUUAGUGAAGUCAAGGCUACCAAAGACAAGCCUGCCCUAACUGUAGUUCAAAAUGUUCAGUCAACAUCCCCAAAGUCUGCUCCCACCAGUGGCGCUAAAACCAUCAAAAACAAGCCCACAGCCUUCGUCAAUCAGACUGUUGUAGCUAAAUCCCCCUCCACCAAAGACAAGGCUGCCCCCACAGUAGUUCAAACUGCUCUGUCAACGCCAGCAAAGGCCGCUUCAGCCGGAGGCUCUGCAGCCGACAAAGAUAAGGUCACGUCCUCUCCCAAUCAGAGCGCUGUAAUCAAAGCUCCCACCGCCACCACCACAAAAGAAAAGCCUGCCCUUGCACAACCAAUCAAGGUGGUUAUCAGCGAUGGCUGUGACUCUAGCAAUGCCAAUGAGCAGGAGCUUAAGCUGAAGCCUGGCGCUCCUCUGGUGAUGACGCAUAAGAUCAGCUUGUUGCCUGGUGGCUGCACCGGGGGAUGUGAAGCUGAGAUGUCUGCACUGAAAGGACGCGUGGCCCGACUGGAAAGAGAGAUGUCCUCUAUUAAAGAAAAAUGUCCAUGUUCUGCAAAUUGUCCAAAUGACUGUAGUGGCAAUGGGGAAUGUGAGAAGGGAAAAUGUAUCUGCCAACAGGGAUUCAUGGGUCCAGACUGCAGUAAGUGUGCGCAAGGAGCUGAGUGUAAUAAAAAAGCCGCCAAGGGAAAAGUCAAGGUAGCCGUGGAAACAGUUACCCUGCAGGUGAACAAAGACAAGGAAAAUAUGCAGGAGAAAACCACCAGAAUAGAGCACACACUCAUCCAGAAGAAAGAGCAGAAGAAGGGGUCUGAAGCCAAAGAGACUGACACUAAACCCAAAGUGGCUACUAAUGCUAAAGCAGGUCUUGUUAAAACACAAGCAAAACAAGAAGCCUCAGUUAAAAAAAGCACUAUUAAAGACUCUUCAAGUGCCACAAAGACCAGUCGCCCAACUGUUGUGAAACAUGAGGGAAGAAAGCAGGAAGAGGCCCGCAAAGGCAAAACAACAGUCCUGAUCUCAAAAAAGGUCGUCCAAAAAACAGACCUCAAGCUUGUUAAGGAAGGAACUGUCAGUAAAACACAGCCUAAAUCUGACCAACUCAAAGAUGAACCUCAAACCAAUGUAACCCACAGUAAUGUGAAGAAAUCUAAUGGCACGGCUAAAAUUGUGACCAUUCUGACCAAGGUUGUGGGAACAAACAAAACCAGAACAGGGAAGGAGACAUUGGAGCAGUCCACACUGACUGACAAGAAUGUUACUCAAUCAUCUAGACAUAAACGCAUCAAGAAGGUCAAAGUAGACACUACAGAUGUGCAAUCUGUUGACAACAAAAACACUGAAGCUGGCAAAAUUGGAAAAGAGAAGGUUACACAGAAGAGUCAGUAUCUAGUUAAUUCAACCGUUGCAGCAACGUCGGGCGAGACUCGAGCUCUGCAGAAUAAAACAACUAUCCAUAGCUCUGGGAGCACAAAGAGGACGGGAGGAUCUGGAUUAGGUUCUGUAAAGGUUGUGAAUGUCUCCUCCUACAGCUUCACUGUCACAUGGUCAGCGCCGCAAGGGAUGUUUAAGAACUUCACAGUGAUCAGAAGAGAACCCCGGACGGAGGGUGACGAAGACGACCACGAGGAGUUUGAAGAGGAAGCUCUUGAAGGACUCAAGGUCAGCGCAGCUAAGAAUGCAACUGAAGUCCAGGUACAGAGCGAGAGCACAAACACAACUGCCGCCUCCAGUAAAGCUGUUGGAUCUCGGGGCAAAUCAGAAACAAAGAGGAUCUCUAUGGUGGUCCCUGGCAGCGUACGCUCUGUGGAGUUCAGUAACCUUCGGGCAAACACAGGCUAUGUCCUGCAUGUGUAUGGCACCGCAGCUGAGAGGAGAUCAAAGAUUCAUAGAGCAACUGCAGUUACAGGUCCUGAGCCAGCCACAGAAAUGGUUUUCAGCAAUGUAACAGAGUCUUCUUUCACUGUUUCUUGGUCCAAACCAAAGACCGCAUUCUCAGGCUUCAGGGUCACGUACACCAACAUCGUCACAGGGGAGAGCCGUUUUGUGACUGUGGAGUCUCAGCAAUCUCAUGUGGUUCUGUCCAAGCUCUCUGCUGGAUCCACCUACAUUAUCACUCUAACUACUACACAAGGCAGAGCCCAGAGUGACACUCUCACAUCUCUUAUCACCACAGUGCCCGCCCCUCCAACACAUCUGCAAGUUGUUAAUGUGACAGAUACCAGAGCUGUGCUGCAAUGGAUACCCAGUCUGGGGAAAGUAGACCGCUUCAUCAUCAGCUAUGAGUCCUCCAAAACUCCUAAUGUGACAGUGACAGUGAUGCUGUCUGGAAACUCAGUAGAGCACCAGCUGAGAGGCCUGCAGAGAGGCACCCUGUACACAGUCAAAGUCCUGAGCCAGAAGGACAGUCUGCAGAGCAUGGCCAUCUCAACUACAUUUUCUACUGCUAAUGUGGUUAAAGCCAGUGAGGUGGGUACUCGCUCUGCAGUGAUAGCAUGGAAAACUACCACCGUUGUUUAUAACAGCUACAGACUGAUCUACCAUGUGGCAGGAGAAGAGACAAAGGAGGUGAUCCUGGACCAAUCCAUCACAGAGUAUAAGCUGACAGGGCUGUUGCCAAUGUCACGUUAUAUUGUUCUGGUUCAAGGCGAGAGAGACGGGCAAUACACGUCUGUUGUUACCACAGAAUUCAUCACAGGCCAACUGCGUUUCCCCUUCCCUACCGAGUGCUCUCAGGAGCUGCUGAACGGAGCUCUGCAGUCAGGAGAGGUGGAUAUCUACCCACAGGGAAAAGAGGGGGGAGCAGUCAGAGUCUACUGUGACAUGGAGACGGAUGGAGGUGGCUGGACGGUGUUCCAGAGGAGGAUGAACGGAAAGACAGAUUUCUACAGAACCUGGAGUGAAUAUAGCGCCGGCUUUGGAAACCUCAGCGAAGAUUUCUGGCUCGGAAAUGAGCUUCUUCACAACCUGACUAGUGCCGGCCCUGUGAGUCUGAGAGUGGAUAUGCGAUCUGGAAACGACACCGCUUACGCUCACUACACCAAUUUCUCCAUUGAUUCAGUGGAGAAGCACUAUACUCUUACAGUGUCUGGCUUCACUGGAACUGCAGGCGACUCUAUGAGGUACCAUAAUGGACGCCCAUUCUCAACCCGGGACAAGGACUCUGAUCCUUUGGGGAUCCACUGUGCCAAGGCUUACAUGGGAGGCUGGUGGUACAAGAACUGCUACAAGACCAACCUCAACGGUCUUUAUGGCAUCAACAGUAAUAAUCAGGGAAUAGUCUGGAUAGACUGGAAAGGUAAAGACUCCUCCAUUCCCUUUGCUGAGAUGAAGUUCAGACCGUCCAGGUUCUCUCCUGCAACUCACGGCUAACGAUACAUCAGUCGUCAUACAUCUGGCAGAGAUUUAAAGUUCCAGAAAUCCAGAAGACAGAGGAUCUCACAGUUGCUGCAUGUCACUUUUUCCAACUGAAAUUGCAUGUACAGUGGUUUUGAUAGCUCUUAACAGCUAUCAGCACUUUUAAUUCAAUGCACAACUUAUUUUUCCUGAUCUGUUUUUUUCUGGAAAUAUACCAAAAGAGGGGAGAAAUGUUUUAUUGCAACUUUUUUGUAUCCUGUCCUACUGUUCUGCCUGACCUGUCCAUUUCAACAGUUGACUCUAAUACCUUUUUGGGCACCAUCAUGGUAUGCCACCACACUACUACUGUAAUUGAAUAUGCACUGUCUCACUCCAUUGGAAUAAAUGUGGCUAAUGUGA